AUUUUUUUCCCCUUAAUCCAAUAAAAGUAGAAAAGUAUUUUCCAUUCUCAAGUAACGGGGAAGCUACAGCUUCUAUCAUUUUCUUUGCCAUUCCAUGAGGCUAAGCUUCACAAUUGGCCAUGGCGUCCCAAAAUUCUCUCUCUUCCUUAGACCCACUCUUUCUCGCCAUCUCCAUCGACCCAUUUACUCUUCUUCAACACUACCAUCACCCACUUCCCAAAACCCUCAAACCCCACUCUUUCUUAGACCACCCACGCACAGAGCAACCUUCUCCGACCUCCGAAAAUGGCAGAAUUGGGCCAAGACUCUUGCUUUAUCUGUUGGGUCUUCCUUUGUGGACAUGGACAAUGGUCCAGACUCCACCCUGUUGUGCAGAGAGCUCAAAUGGCUCAUAGAGGAUGUAACUGAAGAUGGGUCAAUUUCUGAAACUCUUCAUAACGAAGAACCAGAGAGAACUGUGCGAUUGAGGGUCGGUUUGGAAGAGCUUUACAAGCUAUGGAAGCAGAGGAUAGAAGAGAGGAGGCCAUUUCAGUAUAUUGUUGGGUGUGAGCAUUGGAGGGACUUAAUUUUGUGUGUGCAAGAAGGGGUUUUGAUUCCAAGGCCUGAGACUGAAAAGAUUGUUGAUUUGGUGGGUGAUUUAUUUUCAGAUAACCAAGGAUUGAGAGAGGGAUUGUGGGCAGAUUUGGGGACUGGAAGUGGUGCAAUUGCUAUUGGAAUUGGUAUGAUUCUGAGGAACAGUGGAAGAGUUAUUGCCACAGAUUUAAGCCUUCUAGCUCUUGAGGUGGCAACUUUUAAUGUGCAGAGGUAUGGUUUACAGGUUAGUGCUGGAAGAGGAAAGAAAAGAGCUGUUUUUCUCUUUUCUGAUGUAAUUCAGUUGAGGCAAGGAUCUUGGUUUGAACCUUUGAAGGAUGUGGAAGGGAAACUUGCAGGUAUUGUAAGUAAUCCACCAUAUAUUCCAAGUGACCAUAUUUCUGGGCUACAAGCUGAAGUUGGCAGACACGAACCGAGAUUGGCUUUGGAUGGUGGUGUUAUUGGCAUGAACGAUCUUUUACAUCUUUGUAAAGGAGCUGCUUCUAUGUUGCAUUCUGGUGGAUUCUUUGUUUUUGAGACAAACGGCGAACAGCAAUGCAAGUUUCUGGUUGAGUACAUGGAAACUGAAGCUGGAGACAACUUUUACAAUGUGAACAUAGUUCCUGAUUUUGCUGGAGUUCCCAGAUUUGUAACUGGCUUUAGGAAAUGAUUUAAUAUUAUUUUGAAUGUCUGUGAACGCAUAUCUGUAAGUAGGUCCUGAUUUUGUUUGGAUUUCCCGAUUUGUAACUGGCUUUAGGAAAUGAUUAAUAUUAUUUUGAAUGUCUCUGAUUGCAUUUCUGCAAGUAAUAUAGAGGAAGAAACCAGAAAAUUUUGAGA
Ziziphus jujuba (common jujube) is the source of this 1407-nucleotide messenger RNA. RefSeq lists its product as uncharacterized. Gene Ontology annotation, molecular function: protein methyltransferase activity; nucleic acid binding. The record is from RefSeq and is a predicted model, not a curated record. The coding region runs from base 95 to 1240 and encodes 381 amino acids. The transcript has 3 exons. Gene Ontology annotation, biological process: protein methylation. Lineage: Eukaryota; Viridiplantae; Streptophyta; Magnoliopsida; Rosales; Rhamnaceae.